This is a messenger RNA of Siniperca chuatsi (mandarin fish), 1726 nucleotides long. RefSeq names its product prolactin-like. Gene Ontology annotation, molecular function: hormone activity. Bases 249 to 956 code for a protein of 235 amino acids. NCBI's taxonomy places the organism in Eukaryota, Metazoa, Chordata, Actinopteri, Centrarchiformes, Sinipercidae. The record is from RefSeq and is a predicted model, not a curated record. Gene Ontology annotation, cellular component: extracellular region. The transcript is spliced from 6 exons. Gene Ontology annotation, biological process: response to nutrient levels; positive regulation of receptor signaling pathway via JAK-STAT.
UCCGGGAGUCGGGGGAACAGGAGCGUCGUGACCGCUGGCGUGGAGUGGAAGUCUCGGGGAUCCGGGGAAUGACUGGAACGGAGAUUACCGACAAGGCGUAGAUCUGUGACAGAGACAGACGAGGUUACCAUCAAGUGUAAGAGGGAAAUGGUCAGUGAGAGACCCUCAUAUGAAGCUGCGGGGGUCUUUGAAUAGAAAAGCUUCUGCACCCUCUGCUCUGAGACAGGAGCCUCUCUGCACCCUGCAGGAUGCCUGGAAACAUCAGAUCAGGUCUUUGGUCUCUCCUAGUGUCUGUUGUGUGGGUGGUGUUCGUCUGUCUGUUGUUCUGCAGCAGACUGACCAGCAUGGGUGCAGCACCCAUCUGUACCAAUGCCCAAGCUGGGUGCCAUGUCCUCUCCCUGGCUAACCUGUUUGACCGGGUCAUCCAACACUCAGCCAGGAUGCACGGCAUUUCGAAUGACCUUCACUCCAAGUUUGAGCAGUACUUCCUGCCCAGUAAGAAUCAGAUUGGCCGGGUCAGUCGCAACUGUCACACCUCCACCAUCCUCACCCCAAAUGGCAAGGAGAACGCUCAGAGAAUGGCGAGAGAGGAGCUGAUGGAGGUGAUUCUGAAGCUCUUGGUGGCAUGGAGGGAUCCUCUGUGGCAUUUCCACCAGAGCAUAGCUCACCACGACUUCAACAACUUCAGCUCCAAUAAAGCUCUUGAGAUGAGUGACAUGGUGCACGAGCUACGCAAAGGUGUAGAGAAAGUGGCUGAGAAGAUGCAGAUGUUGGGGAUAAUAAGUAACUCUGUCAGCAGCCUGGCUUCUCCUGAGGCUUCGUUGCCAUCUGACAGUGCUGAGUGGCACCUGAUGAAAGACUAUGACCUCCUCUACUGCUUUCGCCGAGACUCCAAUAAGGUCCAGAACUACCUGAAGAUCCUUAAGUGUCGCAUUGUUCCAGAGCAUGGAUGCUGAAGGCCAGAAAAUUAUGGAGGCUGUGUUGAACUUAAACCGGAAAUAUCAACAUGUUGGAAUGGAAAGGCUACGAUUAGAAACUACACGGAUAAAGCUGUAGUUUUUGUUGUGUUCUAUCUGCAGGGUAUGGGAUGUUAACUGAUAUACAGGUAUGUUCACUCCUAUCAUGACUGAAGUGCUACUGAAACCCAAAGACUGUGACAGUGUGGACAAACAUGAGCUGAGUAUGGACAGGAUGGAAUGAGUGUAAUACAUGUUAUGAUAGACUCCUGUAUCACGCAUAUCAUGUUUAAAUAUAGUAAUACCAUAUAAAACAUUUCAAGAAACAUGGAUACAAUGUUUUGUCAUUUCUACAGAGGAGAUACUAAGACUCCGUGCAAACACUGCUGUUGCAAGACACUGCACUUUUCAACCUGAAUCAUCAGAGCAUCAUAACUGAUGAAUCAAAUUACAUAUGAUGGUCUGUUGAUGCCCUGAGGCCUAAAGUUCAGCUAGUAAAGGAUAGGUUUACACUAUUUGAAGUUUGUCUUACUACAGUACUCACUUACAUACCAAAUAUACACUGAAAGAGUUACUAGGCGCUCAAAAUCCCCCAUCUCUUACAAAGUCGUGUUAGGAAGGGAUCACUUCUUAGCCAGUACGGACAGGAGCAACGAUCAAAACGACCAACAACUCUUUUAAUGUACAUAUGGGCAUGUGAGUGCUGUAUUGAGAUAGACUGUGGUGAAGUGUAGUGGUUUGCAAUAAUAAAUAUAUGAAGUCUUCUUUUC